GCCCCGCCCGGCUCUCCGCGGAGGUUUCCUGGUUAAGAUGGCGGCCCAUGUGGCGGCGCAGGCCUGGAAACUACUGAGAAAACUGGCGCUCCGGUCCCCGCUCCUGGCGGCCAGGUCCCAGGUGGUUCACUUAACCCCCAGAAGAUGGUUGAACCUGCAGGAAUACCAGAGCAAGAAACUAAUGUCUGACAACGGAGUGAAAGUUCAAAGAUUCUUUGUAGCAGACACUGACAAUGAAGCUCUGGAGGCUGCUAAGAGACUAAUGGCUGCAAGAAAAUUGGUUGAAGAGUGUAAAGUGUCAGAGAGAAGCCCGUUGCUUGAUGCAAAAGAAAUUGUUUUAAAAGCCCAGAUCUUAGCUGGAGGAAGAGGAAAAGGUGUCUUCAGUAGCGGUUUGAAAGGAGGCGUUCAUUUAACAAAAGAUCCUAAAGUGGUGGGACAGCUGGCGAAACAGAUGAUUGGGUAUAAUCUAGCAACAAAACAAACUCCAAAAGGAGGUGUGAAAGUUAACAAGGUGAUGGUUGCUGAAGCCUUGGACAUUUCUAGGGAAACCUACUUGGCCAUUCUGAUGGACCGGUCCUGCAAUGGCCCUGUGCUGGUGGGCAGCCCUCAGGGGGGCGUUGACAUUGAAGAGGUGGCAGCUUCGAAUCCAGAACUUAUUUUUAAGGAGCAAAUUGACAUUAUUGAAGGGAUAAAGGACAGCCAAGCUCAGCGGAUGGCCGAAAAUCUAGGCUUCUUUGGGCCUUUGAAAAACCAGGCUGCAGAUCAAAUUAAGAAGCUGUAUAAUCUCUUCCUGAAAAUUGAUGCUACUCAGGUGGAAGUGAAUCCCUUUGGUGAAACUACAGAAGGACAAGUUGUCUGUUUUGAUGCCAAGAUAAACUUUGAUGACAAUGCAGAAUUCCGACAAAAGGACAUAUUUGCUAUGGACGACAAAUCAGAGAAUGAACCCAUUGAAAAUGAAGCUGCCAAAUAUGAUCUAAAAUACAUAGGAAUGGAUGGGAACAUUGCCUGCUUUGUGAAUGGUGCUGGACUCGCCAUGGCUACCUGUGACAUCAUUUUCUUGAAUGGUGGGAAGCCAGCCAACUUCUUGGAUCUUGGUGGUGGUGUAAAGGAAUCUCAAGUAUAUCAAGCAUUCAAAUUACUCACAGCUGAUCCUAAGGUUGAAGCCAUCCUAGUCAAUAUUUUUGGCGGAAUCGUCAACUGUGCCAUCAUUGCCAAUGGGAUCACCAAAGCCUGCCGGGAGCUGGAACUCAAGGUGCCACUGGUGGUCCGGCUUGAAGUGUAUUGGCCAGAACUCAGUCACAUGAGCCUCCCGUCUGCGAGGGGACCCGGGAAAUGCAGCUCCUGUGUGGGCAGCCACUUCCCAGCAGUAGCUCUCCCCCUCCCGUAGCAGAGGAGCAUGGAUCUUUGGAAGACAGCCAGCCAUGACUGCCACAGAGACUUUGCCUUUUACAAAAUGCUUUCACAUGUAUUAUUUCAUUUGCUUCUCAUGGCAACCUGUGCUACCAGCAUUAUUACCUCAUUUUAAAGACAGGGAAACAGACAAGCAUGUCGUUAAAACAUAAUUAAAAAGAGCAGGAUUCAAGUACCGUCUCUGCCUCUUACAACCUGUGUGACUAUGGAGAAGUUCCCCUAUGAACCUCUCUGUGCCUCAGUUAUCUCAUCUGUGAAACAGGGACAAUGGGAUUUAUUCAUAGUCAUUGUAAAGUUUUCAUAUGCCCCAUGUAAGUCACUUAGCAUUAUGUCUGGUAUGCAAGAUUAGCAUUGCACUGGUUUGCAAGUGUUUAAUCAGUAUUAGUUAUGAGGAAGAUGAUCACAAUGUUAUGUCUGGAGAUAAAGAAGUUGAGGCACAGAGGAGUUAAAUGAUUUACCCAAAAUUAUGCAACUAAUAGAGUGGCCAGCCAGGAUGGGUGGCUGGGAAUUUUAGGUAAGAACUUCCCUACCUUUCAAGUUCUUGCUUGCCCUAGAGGGCAAGACACAGUGCCCAGUGUCCCCUUCACCAUGGCUCUGGUGGACCCAGGGUCCCGGGAAAAUCAACACUGCAUCGCCUUCUCAGCUCAUCUGCUCCUCCUUAACUUGGCCUUUGCCUUUUUGUAUGAAACAUGCUGACCGAGCACCUCCUUUUAAUUUAUGCUCGGAGGUCCUCCAAGGCCUAUAUUUCAAGGUCUUUGUUUAUAAAUAGGCUCUGUCUUGCUAACUAGAUGAAAGCACGGGAGAUGAUGUAAGAUGAGAUGUUUCAUUAAGACACUUAAAUUUUAUCACAUUUCUCCCAGGGGCUUGUUCACACUGAAAGAAGAGAAAAGCAUUUCGCAUGUUAAAUAGUCAUCGAAGAACACAUUUGGGUAGGGUAGCUUGGCCGGCAAAUGCUACAGAUCCACAAGGAAUGGCCAGGAGACAUCAUCAGAGGCUACAAUGUUCAUUUUCAUGGCAUCUGACCUUUUUGUUAUAUAGAGUGGGGAAGAAGCAUAAAUGGACACAUUGAAUACUGUCAUUGUCUCCAAGCAGUGGAUUCAUGGCCUUAGGUGGGCAGAUUCUCUGAACUUCAGAUCUCAGAUUAGGUCACAGCUCAGACCCUUCGUUUCAAGAGAUCAUUAAGACAAAAGACUUCUGGAAUGGGCCAAAACCGCAUUAAGUCCACUUGAGUGGACUUACCAGCAGAAAUUUCAGCUUCUAUCAGUAAAAAAUGUCCAUUAGCCUCUUGCAAGUCCUAUCUUUCAUCUUUU
This is a messenger RNA of Physeter macrocephalus (sperm whale), 2720 nucleotides long. RefSeq names its product succinate-CoA ligase GDP-forming subunit beta (gene SUCLG2). The record is from RefSeq and is a predicted model, not a curated record. The coding region runs from base 38 to 1387 and encodes 449 amino acids. The transcript is spliced from 12 exons. Gene Ontology annotation, molecular function: succinate-CoA ligase (GDP-forming) activity; ATP binding. Gene Ontology annotation, biological process: tricarboxylic acid cycle; succinyl-CoA metabolic process. Lineage: Eukaryota; Metazoa; Chordata; Mammalia; Artiodactyla; Physeteridae. Gene Ontology annotation, cellular component: succinate-CoA ligase complex; mitochondrion.